ACAACAACAAGGACAACAAGGAGGACCACAACACCCACCACGGUCAGGACAAGCAGGACAGCGACGACAACGAUGACACCAGCAGCCACAACAACGAGCACAGCAGCCACACUGAAGACAGCGACAACGGCCCCUGCCACUUUCACAGAGACAACAACCUCUGUGACUACAGUUGUCACCCAGAUGGCGGUUCCCAGCAGCCCUUUCCUGUAUGCUACACUCAUCCCCUCACUGAUUGUGAUCCCCUUGGUGCUUAUCUGUAUCUGCUGCUACAAGACGGUCAUCAAGGAGCCACCAUCAGCCCAAAGACCAGAAAAGCCAUGCCCUGUACAGACCACAGUGAUUGUCUCCUGCUGUGAGUGCCAAGAAGACAGGAUAAGCCAGAUGGAGGGAAAACUGGAUGUUUUUUAUAACUUUCUUCAGCGCUGCAGCCUGAUGCCAUUGAUAUGGUAUCCAACCAGAGACAUGGGAAGAUGCCCCAACUUCGCCUUAAUGAAUCCUCAGUGCGCACCAAUGCUCUGUGGCCCAAAGAUCUGCCCUCAACCCAGGCAGGAGUGUUUCCCCCUAAAUAGCUGUAGCUCUCACUGGCAACAUCACCAACCCAUACGCACUCAGUCAUUCUCCAGAUUCCUGCCGCUGAGCCCUCCCACUGCCAAUAAGCUCUGCAGAAGUCCUUUGUCACUCCCACCCCCAUAGCCCAAUGUCUAAAGCACCAAAAACACAAACUGUUAAGAGCCCCUUUUGUACCAAA
Bubalus bubalis (water buffalo) is the source of this 751-nucleotide messenger RNA. RefSeq names its product anthrax toxin receptor-like. The coding region runs from base 73 to 696 and encodes 207 amino acids. The record is from RefSeq and is a predicted model, not a curated record. The transcript has 5 exons. NCBI's taxonomy places the organism in Eukaryota, Metazoa, Chordata, Mammalia, Artiodactyla, Bovidae.